Vigna umbellata (rice bean) is the source of this 626-nucleotide messenger RNA. The record is from RefSeq and is a predicted model, not a curated record. NCBI's taxonomy places the organism in Eukaryota, Viridiplantae, Streptophyta, Magnoliopsida, Fabales, Fabaceae.
UUCAACUCCGUCGACCUAUCUAACAACAAGUUUUGCGGUCCCAUUGACGACAACAUUGGACAAAAGGCCUCAAUGAGUUCAAUCAAAUCUCUUGCAUUGUCACACAACCCGUUGGGAGGAUCUAUUCCAAAGUCAAUUGGGAAACUGAGAGAAUUGGAGAUUCUGGACCUUGAAGACAGUGGACUCUCAGGGAAUAUACCUGAAGAGCUUGGUGAUGCCGAAACGUUAACAAAGAUUAAUAUUUCAAAGAACAAAUUAAGUGGCAACAUACCAGAGAAGGUCCUAAAUUUGAAGAAACUUGAAGAGUUCGAUGUGUCAAGAAACAGACUCAGAGGGAGGAUCCCUCCACAUAAGGCCAUGUUUCCUAUUUCAGCUUUUGUGGGUAAUCGUGGAUUGUGUGGACCACCUCUUCCUCCUUGUAAACUUCGUUAUAGAUAAGCACGCUAUCGGACAGAUUAUUUUAAGCAUAUAAUUAGAGAUUUUGAUUCCCAUGUUCAUGUGUACGAGGAAAUAAAUAGUAAAUUUAUUAUGUUAAUCUAGCUGAGAAUUAGAUCGACGAGAGGUACAAUACAAUUAGGAGAGCUGCAACUUAAUCCAUAGCUCACCGGAAGCUCUAGCUCAUUCCU